Molecule: messenger RNA, 6010 nt
Organism: Formica exsecta
Lineage: Eukaryota; Metazoa; Arthropoda; Insecta; Hymenoptera; Formicidae
Gene: Hydr2
Product: abhydrolase domain-containing protein 2
Exons: 9
Coding region: 301-1503 (400 amino acids)
Biological process (GO): medium-chain fatty acid biosynthetic process; sperm capacitation; steroid hormone receptor signaling pathway
Cellular component (GO): sperm plasma membrane; sperm flagellum
Molecular function (GO): monoacylglycerol lipase activity; acetylesterase activity
Source: RefSeq, a predicted model, not a curated record
AGUCGUCCGGUGGAUCUUGACGGGAACAGAUGUAAUUUGCGUGUCGAGUCUGUGAAACGAAACGCCGGCGAGCCGGUCGCAAUAAUAGUUUUUAUCAAUUUUUAUUCACAAACGGAUAGAAUUAUCACAUCUCGCCCAUCGGAAUUCGCUGGUUGCACAUUUGGUCACGCGGCUUCAGUAUUCGUUCACUGCCGUUGCAGCCUUACUCAUAACCUGUUAUCGUUCCAUAUAAACUAUAAAAGAAGAUAACGUAACUUCAAGAAUAACAUUUAAAGAGGGCAACGCGAGAUCUAAGGAAAUAUGUCUACUGCUUUACUAGCUGUGUUUGCCGUGAUCCUGUGUAUUCUAUUCAGAAUAUUGAACGUGAACAGCUCACCACAAAGACCCCUUCUCGUCUGCAAAGAUCAAUCAUUCCUGUCAACAAUGUUGAAGAUCGCGCCGGUCAUUGCCGAACCAUACAAACCAACGAGGUUGUGGGGUUUCAGCGGACACGUACAAACUAUUAUUCACAGUGUCAUAGGGCGCGUUCGGUGCCCUUGGCCCAUUGGUGAACGCGUGUACAUCGCUCUUUCGGAUGAUACUACUCUUUCGUAUGAUCUCUAUCAGCCGCUGACCAACGGACAUGAAGAUGACAUAACGAUAGCUAUCUGUCCCGGUAUCGGCAACAGCUCGGAAAGUGUUUACAUCAGGACAUUCGUGCAUUUUGUACAAUGUCAUGGCUAUCGAUGCGCAGUACUUAAUCACGUAGGAGCCCUUUCCAGUGUCAAGAUCACAGCACCAAGGAUAUUUUCUUACGGUCACACGGACGAUUACAGCACAAUGUUACAAAAUCUGAUAGAAAAGCAUCCUAAUACCAAAAUAGUUUGCAUCGGUUAUAGUUUGGGCGGUAAUUUAGUGACAAAAUAUCUCGGAGAACGAGGUCCCAAUAAAUUGCCCAACAUUAUAGGAGGAAUAUCGAUUUGUCAAGGAUACAACGCUCUCGAAGGAACGAAAAUUCUAUUAAACUGGCAGAACUUUAGACGCUUCUAUCUCUAUGUAAUGACAGAGUCGAUGAAGAAUCUUAUACUAAAGCAUAAAAACAUGCUUUUGUGCGAAGAUGUAAAACAGAGGUAUAAUUUGAACGAACACGAUAUAAUUUCUGCGGCAACAUUACCCGAAUUAGAUGAAGCGUACACGAGAAGAAUACACAACUUUAGAUCUGUACAAGAAUUAUAUAAAUGGAGUAGUUGUAUCUUUUAUUUGGAUAAUAUUACAACGCCGAUGGUAUUCAUCAACGCGAUAGACGAUCCUAUCGUGCCAGAAGUAUUAUUAAAUCCAAUUAAAGAGCACGCAGCAAAUCAUUUAAACACAUUAUAUGUGGAAUUGGCUCACGGAGGUCAUCUAGGUUUCUACGAAGGAGGUUUUCUGUAUCCUAAUCCUAUAACAUGGCUGGAUCGAACCCUAGUAUCUCUCGUUGGAUCUUUGACUCUAGCGCACGCGGAUAAGGCUCUUAAAACUUCUUAAUUUAAUUGAGCUUGGUUAACAUAUUUGUAUUAUUGGGCAUAGAUUGGCAACGCGUCAUAUACAUUCUAAUCUUGUUGUGAGAUCUGUCAAAGAGAUCUGCACUUGACUCACGUUCGAAAUUUGCGAAGAAAAUGUAUGGAGAAUAGAGACGACAAAUUUAAAUUAGUAAAAAUAUUUGAUAUUUAAUUGAGUCAUUUCAUGAAAUGAAAUAGACAAGGUUGCAUCUUUUUAUACAGGUAAUACAGGGAAAUAAGUGAUAGGUGUGAUUGUAAAAUAACAAACGUUUGCUCACACUGAUAUUUCCAAAAUUGCAGUUUCGGAAUUCCAGAUAAAUUUUAAAUAUUGCGCGACUUUUUAUAGUUACAGUAAGUGGAAUUUUUGUUAUUAUACAAUUUCAUAUACAAUCAAAAUCAGAUGGCUUAAUCUUUCAAAAAAGAAAACAAAGAAAAAAGAAAUAAAUAAAUUUUGCAUGUUUUACUAAAUACUAACGCUUCUUUCUCAGGGAUCUUCUAUAGGACGACGAUUCAAUGACAAGACCUUUAAUGGUCGUUAACACAUUGUUAGAACUGCUCACUGUAUAAACGAUUAUUAUGAUACACACUGUCAGUUCAAUGCAAUACAGAGUAUCUUGUGUACUUUUCACUGAGAAGAACUUGUGUAUUUAUGUACAAUAUAUGUAAUAAUGUAGGCUAAAUAUUUACAUAAAACAUUGAUAAUCGCAUUCUGAUUGCAUUCUAAAAUUAUUAGCUUUAUCGAUAUGAGAAAUUCGCCAUAUAUUGCAUAUGUGGGGAUAUACUAUGUAUAUUGCUUAUUAAAAUCCAUGACUGGGUGAUAACGUUAGAUUUACAAAGAAAUCUAUUAAAUCACAAAUUCAAUUUAUGUAAGUCUAAAAUUUCGUAAAUGUACUUGAGUGUAUAUACACCAAACUUUGUAAAUAAUACUUUUCUAAACUAGAAUUAUAUGUAGCAAAUUUUUUUUUUAUAAAGUCAAUUUAAAAAAUUUACAAAUUUAACCUUAUUACCAGUGGAUUAAUAGAUAGUAAAUUUGUAUAUUGCAAAUUUGUAUAUAAAUUGUAUGUUUGUAUAUUGGAUAAGAAGUGUUUAUGAAAUAAUCUAUAAAAAUGCAAUAGGCCAUAAAUGAUAUAUUGAUGCAGAGAUAUACUAAGUGACAUAUUACAGGAUAUUAUAUCGCACAUUAAAUUGAUAGUAUAUAAUACCAGGAUCUGCAAUUAUGUAAUUUGAUAUAUUCUUAGUACUAUGGUGCAUAUUGAUGAAAAUAUAUAAUGUUUAAUCCAUUAUGUUCCAUAUGAUGCAUAUAAAGUAUUUUCUUCGUCCAUAAAAUGUAAUAAAUUUUGAUUCUAUAUGGAAUAUAAUAGAUUAAAAUAUGCUGCAUCAGAUUGUACACAUAUUUUAUAUUUGAUGCAGAGAUAAAAAAAUUAAACAUUUCUUAAAUCAUCAAUAUGAGUCCAUAUCGAUAAAGUUAAUGUGCAAUAUGCAAUAAUUUCUUAUGCUAGACAAUAUAUUUUAAUCGAUACAUUUAUAAAUUGCUACAUAUUUAUGUAUGAUCGCAUGGCUUAACUGAUAUUUAUUUUCUACUAGAAUUGAUAAUGAUUUCUCAAACGGUACUAUAGGUAACAUUAAUAAUGGCUAUAUGUACAAUUUUAUUUAACCGUGCGAUGUAAUUGACUACGUUUUUACUCAAACUAUUUAUAUGACGCGAGUGAUGUAUAAUUUACACGCGAUUGAAUCAUAAUUUCGCGUAUUUAGAAUAAGGAUUUAAUUUGUUGAUUUAUUCCGGCAAGUUUCGGUCCAUAAUACUAUAGAUAAUGCAAGCAUUUAUAUCUAGAAUCAAACAUUCGAGUAAAUUCGCUUUCUAAUCACAUGGAAGCAAUCGCCGUAAAUAAGUCGAUAUCAAAUUGUAAUGUAUCGAAUAUUGCACCAUAUUUGUGAGUUUUAUUUGUACAAUUCACGUAAAGAAAAUAACGAAAGACAAUAAGACAUAAAAUACACACGAAUAAAAUUUACGAAUAAUGCUUUUGAUUAAAAUAUUUUAUGGCAAGAAUUAGAUAUGAUGAAAUCUCUUUAGAUAUAUGAUAUGUAUUUAUUUUUCACUAUUAUCUCAUAAAUGGCCUUUUUUUAAUUUGACCAAUUCUUUUUUUAUGAGCAAUUUCCUCUGCAUUUUCAUACUAUAUUGACAUUAGCACAAAUAUACAGAGUAAAUCACACUAGAAACUGCCAUUUUUAAAUCUGAUGUUUUAUGGAAAAUAAAUACUGGAUAAAAUAUUAUACAUUUUAUAACAUAACAUAAUAUCGAAAUAAAUUAUAAAUAUUUGUACAUUAUUGAUUUUUUUAAUGAUUCUGUCUUAAUACUUUUUAAUGUAGAAUGAUGAGAAGAAUCGACUUAUAUAUCAAAAAACACAUAUCUUUGUUUAAAAAGACAAAAAUGAAAAUUAGAAAUCUCGAGAUCUUUAUCUGGAACAAACUGAGUUAUCAGAGAAAGUUUCUUUUGAAACCAAGUAACUUUUAUCUUAUCAGAAAUACUUUUCCAUAAAAUAUUUUAAUAUUUUAGAAUUUAUUGAAGAUGAUUUUAAGUGAUUAUUUUUUAUAUAUUGAUGAUAUCAAUAGUACAUCUACAAUACUCAAAAUACAACAUUAACGAAAUUUGAUGUAUGUUAAAUAUAUUACGAUACUGUGAGUAAAAAAUUUUAGGCGUUUAAAAAAUCACAAAAAUACAGAUUUCAAUGUUUCUUCAGCUAAAAUUAGUCAAAGGUAAUUCUAUAAAGCAUUCAAGAAAUAAAUAAAAAAGAAUACUUAUUAAUAUGUGCAGUUAAAUUAAGAGUUACUCUAACAAUAAACAAGCAACGACGAUUCAAUAUGUAAUAUCAUCGUUAUAUCUUUUUACAGCUGGAUUGUGUGAUAUACGUAAUUUAACAUAAUUAUAUUGACAUGUUAGAAAGUUGAACAAUUCCUCGCUUUUACUAAUUUCUUUUUGUGUUGCGAUAUGAACUGCAUUUAUAAACGAAUAUUGAUCAAAAAUAACACGUGCAUUUUUGUAAUUAACGUAAUAUUAAAUGAUGAAAAGAGAGAGAGAGAGAGAGAGAGAGAGGUUUGUAUAACAGAAUGUAUGUUUUAUUUGCAAUUUCAUGUAAUUAUAUGAAAUCCUUUAUGUAACACACACAUAUGCGCGCGCGCAUAUACACAUAUUCACGCAUACAUAUAUGAAAAAACACUUAGGAGUAGAAAAAAGAUAUAUAUAACAAUAUUUGAAUUAAGAUGCAAUAUGCUCUUCUUAUUGAGUUUACGAGAAAGAAAGUUUCUUAUCUCUCGUUACUAUUCAAUUUAUGUGUGCGAUCAAAUGCGAUCCUCUUAUGAGAUAUCGUGAUUAUUACAGCUACCUACGAUAUAGCUUAAUGCGUUCACUGUCCCUAAUAGAAAUAUGUAGUUAAUAAAGAACGAGUGAGAGAAGUAUGCUUAUACAUUUUCGGAUAGUGUUAUAAACUAUUUUUUCCGAAUAAUCAGUAAUUGGCACGUUUAUUGUCUGGAAAUGUAAAUGUAUCCUUCGCUUGUAUCUAUCUGAAACCGCAUUGAUUUAAGUCAGCAACAAUGUAUACGUAGUAACUUAGAAUUUACGUGACUCAAUUUAGCUUAAUUUAGUUGAAGGAAUGUUUGUUUUCACGUUCUUAUCUUACGCAGUGCUACGCAUUGCAGAGAAGUGAAUCAAAUAAUAUAGAAUGCCAUAUCUUCUUUAUCAAAAAUUUCCGUGAUUUAUGAGAUUUUGUGAUAAUGUGAAAAAAUAAUAUUGCCUAACUAAAAUGUGUUUACGAAAGCAUAAAUGCCUUUAGAUUGACGAGUAACAUAAUGAAUAAUCGAUUUUGGUUUUAAUUUGUACAAAAAUUCUAAUAAUAGCCGAGGAAGUUGAUUCUUUCUUUUAACGGAUUUUUCCUAAAGGUAUUUUUGCAAUUUACAUUUUAUGAAUGUAUUUAAACUAUUUGCACUUGGAUGUUGUGAAUAACGACCUAAUACCACUUACCUAAUACUACUUAUCUUUAUAAAAAGACUGUAAUGUUUUGUAAAUCAUGUAUGUAAGAAAAUAUGACAUUUUAAAACAUUGCGUUGAAAGAUAUUUUUUUUUAUCGGGAUUUGAGAUAAUCAAGUUUUUGAAAUUUUACAUAAGAAUGUCUCCUUAAAUCAUUUGUAAUUUGUAUGCAGCGUUAAACGAAGGAGAAUAAAACAUGACGACUUUUGUACAUGAUUCGGAAUUCCCGGAUUUCCCGUUCGAGAUGCUACGCAGAGAUGAAUCUCGUUAGGUCACGUAUAAUAAUGCAGACUAUUUUGUAUAACGAUUCAAUAUAUGUAUCGUGUGGCGUAACGAUCUUUUUUAUCAUUAUUUACCUUUAAUCCAUUUGUAACACGUUUAGUCGAAUGUAUUUAUUCCUUAUGAUCUUUUAAUUGCGCAACUAGAAAGAGAGAGAGAGAGAAACUUGCUCUAAUUAAUAAUAUAAUCUAUA